Molecule: messenger RNA, 453 nt
Organism: Diplodia corticola
Lineage: Eukaryota; Fungi; Ascomycota; Dothideomycetes; Botryosphaeriales; Botryosphaeriaceae
Exons: 1
Coding region: 1-453 (150 amino acids)
Source: RefSeq, a predicted model, not a curated record
AUGAAGCUUUCACUCAGGCUCCUGAUUGUGACCAUCACGGUCUUGGCUUGCUUUGUCCUGACCUCUGAAGGCACCAACGGUGGACAGGGCGCCCGUGACUUCGGACCCCCGAACAUGGAGAGUUUCCCAGCUGAUUUGGCGGCUCUCGAAGAGGCGAUCGGAGUGAAGUGUGGCGAUGUGGACAUGAGUGGAGCCGGUCCGAACCUCCAAUCUCUUCCGCUCGUCUUGGGUAUGGGAGCACCCAACCUGGAUGCCGCCCUGGAGAUUGAGCUUGCCAGGCUUGACUAUGAAGACUUCAUGGCUACCGCCACCCUUACCAACACCGGUCACUCCGCUCUCGAUGUACUGCAACCUGGACUACUUCUGGACCCGCGCAACUUCAUCGGAAAGAUGCAGGUGAAGCACGAGGAUGGCCCAUACAGCAAGUGUAACCCUUCACCCUUUGGAAGCUAG